AUGAAUGAUGUUGAAAAAAAAGUGAAUCACAUAAAAGAAUUUGUCCAGACAUUUUAUUUCGCGAAAAAUGUGGAAAUAGUGAUCGAUGAAUCUUCGCUAAAAAAUGUAAAUAAAGCACCCAAGGAAAAUAACGCAAGCGUAAUUAACAUAUACUCCUGCUAUUCGGUGUGGCUAUGUAUGAAUGAGAUUUACCCCUCAUGGUUUGACAUAUCGAUUCACCCGGCUCAAUUUGAUUCGGAGUUGGAUGCCUACGAGUGCUUACUAAAAUAUUUGAAUGAAUACCACGAAAACAAGUUCGAAAGGAUAAUAAAAAGGGUUAUCGAAAAUUUAUUGGGCUUGACAGUGAACGAGUUCAUCGAUAUAUACAGCUUAGUAAUUCUGGCUGCCCUCGUCUCGGAUGACAAGCAAAAACACAUAAAUAACAUUUUGUCCCUUAGUCAUGAAACACAAAAAUAUAUACAUAGCAUUGUGGAGGUUUUGGACAAGGAGAACCUGACUGAAUCGAUGAAAAACGAAAUCAAGCAGCUGAAGGAAAAAGUGAAAUAUCUAGAAAUGGAAAAUGAAAAUUUAACCAAUUCACUGACGGAGAAAAAUAAAACAAUCCAGGAUAACACUGAAAAGAUGGAGAAUUUGAAAAAACAAAUUAAUGCAGCUUGCGAAAAGUCCAAAAAUCAAUAUAUGACACAGAUAGAAGAACAAGAAAGGAAAAUCCAUGAAUUGCAAAGUAGCUUAGAAAAACAAACCAAGGAGAGAAGCCUCUUAGAAAAUGAUUUAAAAGGAAAAAUCAAAGAGUUGGAGGAUGAACAAAAUAUCCUGAAGCAAGAAAAUUCCAAUAUCGAAAAUUUGCAGAAUAAAAUAAAUAAAUAUAAAGAAAAAUUGGACAGCCUAAUGGUUGUUCAAAAUAUCAACAAAGAAUUGGAGGACAAGCUUAGAGAUAACACUCAAAAAAUGGUGGACAUGGAAAAUGAGGUGGAGAAGUUGAAGGUCGAGUCAAGCAGUCUCAUCAUAUAUAAGGACAAAUGCGCAGAUUUGGAUACCAACUUAGUGAACGCAAAGACGGAGAAUGAGAAACUGAAACAAGACCUCGACGAGAAAAACAAAACCCUAGAAAAGCUGAAAAACGACUUAGAAGCGAAAAACCAGUCCUAUGAACAGCUGAAGAAGGAGCAAAAUUUUGAAAAAAUCAACAUAGGACUAAGCAACGUGGACCAAACGGAGGAAUUAAUCAGACUUAAAAAGGAAAACGAGAACUUAAAGGAGAAAGUGUCGACAGACACGAGUCACGACAUGAACAAAGUGAAGGAGCUUGAAAACGAAAUUGACGAUUUGAAGAGAAUAAAUAAAAAGCUAGAAAAUAAAAUGUCGGAAAUUAUGGACAAGCAGGACGCAAAAGACGACCCAACUCUGCAGGAAAAAUAUGAGAAAACGUUAAAAGAAAUGGAAGGAAAGCAGAAGGAAGUAGAAGCAAAACAGCAGGAAAUUAAAGAACUGACUGAGACGAAUCAAAGGAUGAAGAUUGAGUUGUCUCAUAUGCAGGGGAAUUCAGACUUAGCAAGAAAUGAAAAAAUCAUAAAGCUAGAAGCCGAGUUGCUAAUGGAGAAGAAAAACUGUGGACUUAUCGAAGAGACCACAAAGAAUAAACUAAGCAAGGAAUUUAAUGCGGCUUUACAAAUCUUUAAGGAACAAUUACAAAUUAGGGAAAAGGAAACCGAAUACUACAAGGACGCACUGAAAACGCAAAUUGAUAUUUCUAAGGAUGAACAGAAACUAUUAAGCGAAGUUAUCCACGGCUUAGGUCUCAAGUACAAACAGUUGCAAACUUACAAUUUGUCCUUACGGAACGAAAUAACGGGAAUAAAAUUAAGGGAACUGUUUUGCCUAGAACAUGGAAUACAACCGGAUGGUCAAAUGCCCUCGGACAAAGCUGCCAGAGCAAACGAUGAUGCUUUUAAUACCUUUUUUUCAGAAACGGGUGCAGGAAAACACGUCCCACGUUGCGUCUUCGUCGACCUAGAGCCAACCGUUGUAGAUGAAGUGAGAACAGGUACAUAUCGUCAGCUGUUUCACCCUGAACAAUUAAUAUCAGGAAAGGAAGAUGCCGCAAACAAUUUCGCAAGGGGUCACUACACCAUAGGAAAGGAAGUCAUAGAUGUGUGCCUAGACAGAAUUAGAAAGCUAGCCGAUAACUGUACAGGUCUACAAGGCUUUCUAAUGUUUAGUGCUGUUGGUGGUGGUACCGGAAGUGGUUUUGGCUGUUUAAUGUUAGAAAGAUUAUCAGUUGAUUAUGGAAAGAAAUCGAAGCUGAACUUUUGCUGCUGGCCUUCACCUCAAGUAUCAACAGCUGUGGUGGAACCAUACAACUCGGUUUUGUCCACCCACUCUCUACUAGAACACACCGAUGUGGCGAUCAUGUUAGACAAUGAAGCUAUCUACGACAUAUGUAAAAAAAAUUUGGACAUCGAAAGGCCCACUUAUACAAACUUAAACAGACUAAUAGCGCAAGUUAUUUCGUCCCUAACGGCUUCUCUACGAUUUGAUGGUGCCCUAAAUGUGGACGUUACGGAGUUUCAAACGAACUUAGUGCCUUAUCCACGUAUCCACUUCAUGUUGUCCUCAUAUGCUCCAGUUGUUAGUGCUGAAAAGGCCUAUCACGAACAAUUAUCAGUGUCAGAAAUUACCAAUUCGGCGUUCGAACCAGCAAAUAUGAUGGCUAAAUGUGAUCCUCGUCAUGGUAAGUACAUGGCUUGUUGUUUAAUGUACAGAGGAGAUGUCGUCCCAAAGGAUGUCAACGCAGCUGUUGCUACCAUUAAGACGAAAAGAACAAUUCAAUUUGUUGACUGGUGCCCAACUGGAUUCAAAUGUGGUAUUAAUUACCAACCACCGACCGUUGUCCCCGGGGGGGAUUUGGCCAAAGUGAUGAGAGCCGUCUGCAUGAUAAGCAACUCCACCGCAAUUGCUGAAGUGUUUUCUAGAAUGGACCAGAAAUUUGACCUCAUGUAUGCCAAAAGAGCGUUUGUCCACUGGUACGUUGGAGAAGGUAUGGAGGAGGGGGAGUUUAGUGAAGCCAGGGAAGACUUGGCCGCUUUGGAAAAGGACUACGAAGAGGUCGGCAUCGAGACCAACGAGGGCGAAGGGGAAGACGAAGGAUACGAAGCGGAGUAUUAG
Molecule: messenger RNA, 3165 nt
Organism: Plasmodium inui San Antonio 1
Lineage: Eukaryota; Apicomplexa; Aconoidasida; Haemosporida; Plasmodiidae
Exons: 16
Coding region: 1-3165 (1054 amino acids)
Biological process (GO): mitotic cell cycle; microtubule cytoskeleton organization
Cellular component (GO): cytoplasm; microtubule
Molecular function (GO): structural constituent of cytoskeleton; GTP binding
Source: RefSeq, a predicted model, not a curated record